AUGGCGCUGUCGCCGACACUGUGCGCGGCGACGGCGGCGUCCAGGAGGGAGGCUGCGGUGUCCCGCAUGCCGCGGCUGGCGCACAGGGAGGUGAUGCUGGCGCUGGCGCACCAGAUGGAGGCACGUCUCGGCCCGCGGCUGCUACCCUCGGAGGUGCCCGCGGACGUGGCCUGGUUCGGGGAUGGCGCCGUGCCGGGGGCCGCGCUCGGAUCCGUCGACGUUCACGGGGGCGCGCCUGGCUCCUCGAUCGACUUCAUGCUGGAAGCCUGGUUCCACCGCGCACUCCCGACCGGUGGCGCCAUCGACAUCACCUCUCUCGUCGUGUUCCUCAACGGCACCACCGACGCGCCACAUUUCCUCAUGGAGCUCAUCCAAGGCGGCCCGUCCUCCCUCGUCGUCCUCCUCGACCUCUUCCCGCGCAGGGACCUCCCGGUCCACCCGGACUACAUCGACAAGUACUACGGCGCGACCGGCGUCGACGCUCAUCGUAUCAACAUCGAGAAGAUCCCUCAGGUCCGGCCGUAUGUCUCGCCGUCGCUGCUGGUCCGGAGCCUGUGGUCACCAACGGCGGUCGUCGUGGACGUUCAGUGCGGGGAGGGUAAGGAGGCCGUGCUUGAGGAGAUUGUGCGGGGCCAGCUUGCACAGUCCGCCGUGGAGCUUCUUGAUGUCUGGCUCCAAAAGUGUGCGGGGAGUGUCGUGGAGAUGGAAGAGACGGAGAAGGAGAGCUUGGUGGCGAGGGACAAGAUGAUCUCAACCACAUCGGUGAAGCUUAACCUGUCUGCCAACCUACCCAAGAUAUUUGACAAGCAUGUGUCUGAUAGGGUAGUGGCUGAAAUCGACAAGGCCUUUCGUGGGCCAUAA
Miscanthus lutarioriparius is the source of this 861-nucleotide messenger RNA. NCBI's taxonomy places the organism in Eukaryota, Viridiplantae, Streptophyta, Magnoliopsida, Poales, Poaceae. The record is from the annotation of a GenBank genome assembly.